Molecule: messenger RNA, 2288 nt
Organism: Astyanax mexicanus (Mexican tetra)
Lineage: Eukaryota; Metazoa; Chordata; Actinopteri; Characiformes; Acestrorhamphidae
Gene: mbd3b
Product: methyl-CpG binding domain protein 3b
Exons: 8
Coding region: 130-1023 (297 amino acids)
Molecular function (GO): DNA binding
Source: RefSeq, a predicted model, not a curated record
CGGCAUCGCUACCACAAAGAGCUCACGUUAAAAGCAGGAGGGGGACAGAGACCGAGGUUAAAAUAUAAUAUUUUGCAAAGUUAAAGACUUGAGACCGUCGCCAGCGCGGUGGAUAGAAGCGUGGAUGUCAUGGACAGGAAAAGGUGGGAGUGCUCGGCUCUCCCAAAGGGCUGGAAAAGGGAAGAAGUGGCCAGAAAGUCGGGUUUGUCCGCGGAGAAAAGCGAUGUCUAUUAUUUUAGCAGAGGUGAGGAAGAGGAGGAAGAGCAGAGGCGAGAGAGAGGGGAGGCGGGUCGGUUGUUUAGUUUGUGUCCAACUGGAAAGAAGUUCCGGAGCAAGCCUCAAUUGGCACGUUACCUUGGCAACUCCAUGGAUCUCAGCUCCUUUGAUUUCCGCACGGGCAAGAUGCUCAUGAGCAAGCUGAACAAAAGCAGACAGAGACUUCGCUAUGACAAUAACAGUCAGACAAAGGGCAAACCAGACCUAAACACAUCUCUCCCAGUUCGACAAACAGCCUCCAUCUUCAAGCAGCCAGUCACAAAAGUUACCAACCACCCCAGCAACAAAGUCAAAACAGACCCACAGAAGGCUGUUGACCAGCCAAGACAGCUGUUUUGGGAGAAGAAGCUGAGUGGCCUAAAUGCUUUUGACAUUGCUGAGGAGUUAGUGAAAACCAUGGACCUCCCCAAAGGUUUACAAGGAGUUGGUCCUGGGUGCACAGAUAAGACCCUGUUGUCUGCGAUCGCCAGCGCUCUGCACACCAGUGCUGCUCCCAUCACUGGACAGCUCUCUGCAGCUGUGGAGAAAAACCCUGGCGUGUGGCUAAACACAGCCCAACCCCUGUGCAAGGCUUUCAUCGUCACAGACGAGGACAUCAGAAAGCAGGAAGAGCUGGUGUACAACGUGAGGAAGCGGCUGGAGGAAGCUCUGAUGGCUGACAUGCUGGCUCAUGUAGAGGAGGCAUCAAGUGGUGGAGAGGCACUUAAAGAAGAGGGGAACUGUCAUGAUGACAAAGAUGAUGUAUAACAAAGGGCAGUCAUGUUUUGUGAACUACCUACAUACAGAUUUAUCAACACGUUCAACCAGGACCACAAUUCCCCACUCCAACAGAUCAGCCUAACACCUCUACCAAGAUGCUCUCGUCCUGCUCGGCAGGGCACUGAUUUAAGCCCACUGUUUGGGAUUUCUCUCAGACUCAGUUGGGUUUUCAGAUGUUCCCGUUUUUUAAAAAUGUGUUUUAAACGUUUUUACUGUCUAUAAAAACAAAACAUUUAUAGAUCCCAGAUUUGAAAGUGGAGCUGUGAUGUGCUCUUAGAGUGUCUGUGGAAUUGAUAUGGAGUGAUGUGACAAUCACCAAGUCCUCCUAUUUGAGCAGGUGUGGAAAUAACUGAGGAUGUCCUAGAUGAGAAUGAGCUAGUCCUUUUAAUGAUACAGUCGUCUGUGGUCAUCAUCCACCGACAACAAAACGAUGCAGUCAGUAUUGUGCAAUAGCGAGCACUGCAGAGGAGUUGUUUAAAAGAAGUUGAAUUUUUGAGGCUUGAUGGUGCUUCAUUAGUACUGUUAGAUUUGAUCCCUUAGGUUGAUUUCAUCUUAAGAUAUUAGGAGUUCAUAAUUAGCAAAUUCAAAGGAGUUUGCACAAUCCAGUUUGUUAAUUUAACCAUUAUAGUAUGGGUUAGGGGCAGGUUUAGCAGUCUCUAAUAAUUUCAUUUGUUUUAAGACUAAUGACGUAGCUUUUACCCAUUCUAGUGUAAACAAAUUCAGUGUAAAGCCCGUCUCAUUUGGUAGACGUUGGAACAGGUUUAGUAUUACAUGUUUUUAAAAAAACAAAAAUUGACAUUUUAUUCUGAACUGCCACAAAGGUAUUUGUAUUUUUAUGUUUAAUUAAUUGUAACGUAAAACCUAAGUUCAUUACUGGUUAUGAUGGGCACAAUGGUAAAGAGAUGACUAGAACGACUCUUGCCGUAAAUUGUCAUUCAUAUUUUGUCAGUUCAUGGUGCUUAUUGGAAUGAAUGAUGUUCUUUUAUAUGCUAUUCAUGGGUUCUUUUAUAUUCUGUUCACACUUUUCUCUCUGAAUCGCAUUCACCAACAAACAUGAAACCAGAAUUUAGUAUCAAAAUGUGAAUGGUGACUCCAUAUACAAUGUAUGAAUGUUCUGUUUUGUUUUGUUAAAGCUCUUGUUGCCAGGUUAAAACUACAUGUUCAUGUAAUCAUUUAAACAGCUUGCACAUCACAUUGCAGGCUGUGGAGUUUACUUUGGGGUUUUACAGAGUAAAGUGUUUCUGUAUGUUUAA